AUGGCAAUCUCCACAGGAGUUAAAGUUCCUUGUAAUUUUCACUUGUUGGAAGGACUGGAAGAAGGACAAAAAGGAGUGGGUGAUGAUACAGUUACCUGGGGCCUGGAAGAUGAUGAAGACAUGACACUUACAAGAUGGACAGGCAUGAUUAUUGGGCCACCAAGGACAAACUAUGAAAACAGAAUAUAUAGCCUGAAAGUAGAACGUGGAUCUAAAUAUCCAGAAGCUUUUCCAUCAGUUAGAUUUGUAACAAAAAUUAAUAUGAAUGGAAUAACUAAUUCCAGUGGAAUGGUGGAUGCACGGAGCAUACCAUUCUUAGCAAAAUGGCAAAAUUCAUAUAGCAUUAAAGUUGUGUUUCAAGAGUUAAGAUGUUUAAUGAUGUCCAAAGAAAAUAUGAAGCUUCCACAGCCACCAGAAGGAGAGACAUACAAUUAA
Molecule: messenger RNA, 435 nt
Organism: Jaculus jaculus (lesser Egyptian jerboa)
Lineage: Eukaryota; Metazoa; Chordata; Mammalia; Rodentia; Dipodidae
Product: ubiquitin-conjugating enzyme E2 variant 2-like
Exons: 1
Coding region: 1-435 (144 amino acids)
Biological process (GO): DNA damage tolerance; protein K63-linked ubiquitination
Cellular component (GO): nucleus
Source: RefSeq, a predicted model, not a curated record